AUGGACCAAUCGGCUCAACGACUACUUCUACGUCCCAUAAGUCCCCCGCCAAAGAAGCGACGGAUGAUAUCAGAAACACUCAAAGACCCCGGAUACUUGGAAACACCUCCAGGGGAGGACAAGCCAUGCCCGCCCCCUGACAAGCGGAGGUUCGACUCGCCCUUCCACCUUACCAGGAUACGUGACCUGCCGCCCGAGCUCAAUGUUGACACGAUCGGGCUGAACGACAUACUCGGCGAUCCCCUGAUAUCGGAAUGCUGGGAGUUCAACUAUCUCCAUGACAUAGACUUCCUCAUGCGAGCCUUCGACCAGGAUGUCCGCCAUCUCGUCAACAUUCAUGUCGUCCACGGUUUCUGGAAAAAAGAUGACUCGAAUAGAAUAGAACUUCAGCAGAACCAAGCGUCACGCUAUAAGAACGUGGCCCUCCACACAGCAUUCAUGCCCGAGAUGUUUGGCACCCAUCACUCCAAGAUGAUGAUUCUCCUGCGGCACGACGACACGGCCCAAAUCGUCAUCCACACGGCGAACCUAAUCGUCCGGGACUGGACCAACAUGACGCAGGCAGUGUGGCUGUCGCCACGGCUUCCCCUUCUCCCGACAACAUCCACUCAAGACGGGAGCGAGAAUUACAGCCCUGCUGCUGCUACCACUGUUGCUGCUGCUUCCAGUCAAGACGACCAGGAAGAAGAAAUCCCCAAGACGGGCAGCGGCGCCAAGUUCAAGAUUGACUUCCUCAACUACCUCCGGUCUUACGACACGCGCCGCGUCACCUGCCGGCCCAUCAUCGAGACGCUCAGCAAGUACGACUUCUCCGCGGUGCGGGGGAGCCUCAUCGCGAGCGUUCCGGGGCGGCACAACAUCCACGACCGGUCGCGGACACAAUGGGGAUGGGCGGCCAUGAAGCAAGCUUUGCGCGACGUGCCCGUGCAGUAUCACACAGCCACCUCAUCAUCAACAACAAAAACAACAGGUAAAGAAAAGGCCCCUGAAAUCGUGGUGCAAAUCUCGUCGAUCGCCACACUGGGCCCAACAGACAGCUGGCUCAAGACCACCCUGUUCCGGGCGCUUAGCGGGGGGCGUGGUCGGCCCCUGCUCAAAUUCAAAGUAGUAUUCCCCACGGCGGACGAGAUACGCGCGUCUCUCGACGGGUACGGCUCGGGUGGUUCGAUCCACACCAAGAUCAAAUCGCCCCAGCAGGCCAAGCAGCUGCAAUACCUGCACCCGAUCUUCUACCACUGGGCCAACGACUGCUCUGGCGCCGCGAGUAAGUCACCCCCUCUCCCCCCCUGUGACACACAAGCCCAUCUUAUCAAGACCAACCCCCCAAGCAUAGAACUCCCAGAAAACGAGCCCGUGCGGGACGCUGGACGCCAGCGGGCGGCGCCGCACAUCAAGACAUAUAUCCGCUUCGCGAACGGUAGCAGAGCGUCCUCGCCGACGAUCGACUGGGCGCUAGUGACAUCGGCCAACCUGUCCAAGCAGGCGUGGGGCGAUGCCGUCAACAACAGCACGGGCGAGGCGCGCGUGGCGUCGUACGAGAUCGGCGUGCUCGUGUGGCCGGCCCUGUUCGCCGAGGAUACCGUCAUGAAGCCAGCUUUUUUGACGGACAGGGUUACGGCACCGGCGGAGAAGACCUCGGACGAGGAGAGGCAUGACGGCGAUGCGGUACCGGUGGUGGCGCUGCGACUGCCUUAUAGUCUCCCGCUGCAGGCCUACGGAAAGCAUGAGAAUCCGUGGGUCGCAACGGAGAGCUACGCGGAGCCGGAUUGGAAGGGGCAGUAUUGGAAGAAGGACUGA
This is a messenger RNA of Lasiosphaeria miniovina, 1797 nucleotides long. RefSeq names its product tyrosyl-DNA phosphodiesterase I. Gene Ontology annotation, cellular component: nucleus. Bases 1 to 1797 code for a protein of 598 amino acids. Gene Ontology annotation, biological process: DNA repair. NCBI's taxonomy places the organism in Eukaryota, Fungi, Ascomycota, Sordariomycetes, Sordariales, Lasiosphaeriaceae. The transcript is spliced from 4 exons. The record is from RefSeq and is a predicted model, not a curated record. Gene Ontology annotation, molecular function: double-stranded DNA binding; 3'-tyrosyl-DNA phosphodiesterase activity; single-stranded DNA binding.